Molecule: messenger RNA, 1796 nt
Organism: Venturia canescens
Lineage: Eukaryota; Metazoa; Arthropoda; Insecta; Hymenoptera; Ichneumonidae
Exons: 5
Coding region: 492-1187 (231 amino acids)
Source: RefSeq, a predicted model, not a curated record
CAUCAUCGGCGAUGCACGGGGGUUGAAAAUGUCACAGGAGUGGCUAGCUGGUUUCCACCCGCGUUCUCAUUUAUAUAUCUCGUUCAAAGCAGCGCUCGCCGAAAUAUACAUCAUCAUGUACAAUAAUUAAAAGUAAACAUUUUAUUAUAAAAUGUUUAUCGAGGUACGCCGAUAAAAAAGUUGAAUUUUGGUGGUGAGCGUGUGAUAUCGAACGCCGCGUACUGCUGCGACCCUUCGUUACGUGUUUUUUUUGUUUUUUUCUUUUCCGAUAACGCUAAAUUUUAUCGAUUUUUUCGGACGCGCGCGUACUUUUAGUAUUAUAUUAGUGGGAAAAUCUUUAAUACGGUAAAGCGAGGACGCGGGGAAAUUAAAAAAAAAAAAAAAAAAGAAAAAAAAAACAAAGUUUACGUCAUUUCGUUGUUUCAUUAUUUACUGAAUAAUGUAUGAAUAUUGGUGGUAAACAUCGUUGAUGAGCGGGAAAAAAAAGAAAAAUGUUUUACUCACCCAUAAUGCCGAGACCGUUGAGCAACUUUCUGCACUGCUUCACACUGAAACAGGGCACCAUCCUCAUUGCCGUUGUUCAGCUGUUCGCAGCUGGUAUCGCUGUGACUUUUUGUAUUCUCGCACUGACACACGCGGUUGACAUACGCGAGAUGGUUGCCAGAGAUGCCGAGGAGGAUACGAUGGAUCGUGGAUACUCGAUGGAUGACGACAAUUCAAUGCGGGUCAACAUCAAGAGAAUGAAAAUCGCUGGUGACAAUGCCAAAGGCAAAGUCGACGAGAUGUGGUACCACCUUAUGCUGUGGCUCACUCAUUUGUCAUGCAUUAUAUUGUUACUGUACGGAGUUUUGACUUUUCAUCGUCGAUUCAUGAUACCCUGGAUUUAUUUGAAUGCCCUUGAAAUCGUACUAUUUAUUAUUCUACUCGCCAAGAAAAAGCAUGCAUUUGAUGCAGUUGGAUGUACGAUCCUAUUGCUUGAACUUACCGGUGUGGCGAUGCAUUUUCAUAGUACGUACGUUGUUUGGAGCACAUACAUGAGUAUUCAUUAUUGGAAAAAAGGUUUGAUACACCAAGUGUACGAUAUACGAAACAACAAGACCAUACCGAGACAAUCGAUAUCCGAAUGUACGACGUCCUCGUCGUCAUCCCAUUCGUCUCGAUUGCCAACCAAACCAUACGAAGUUUGAUUCAACAUUUUAUAUUAUAUAUUAUGUUCGAGCUAGAUAUAUAUAGAUUCUCCGAAACAAAAAAAUCGAAACUCGCCAGAGCCAAACACUCGCGUGUCUCGUCAGAGGAGGAAACAACAAAAAGUUCAUAAAAAUAAACGCAUUUACGCAUCUCUAUGUGUGAAUAUUCGAAGGAAGACGGAAAAAAAGAACGAAAAAAAAAACGUUCACCGCGUGAAAAAAGGCUACUGCUGUACCGUAUUGCGGCGGUAAGGAAAGAGUAAUCUUUCGUAUUCCUUCUCGAUGUAUUCUAUAUUUGAAUGAGAGAAAAAAAAAAGAAAAAAAAAACCAUAAAACGACAUAAGAAAUGUUUGAAAACGAGUCAUAUAUCCGCGCACCUCGCAAUCUGCUCGCUGUGCGUUGUUAUUCUCUCUCCCGCUUCUUCUUCUUCUUCUUCUUCUUCUUCUUCUUCUUCUUUAUUCACUCUGCUCAAUGACGAAUAAACUAUUAAUAUUGAAUGUAAUAAUAAUUCCAACUCUUCGUACGUGUAUAUGUAUAUGAUUUAUAUAAUGGAUGUACGAUGAUAAUAAUAAUAAUAAUGAAUAAAGCUCAUGUCGAACUAUGCUGCAA